Messenger RNA from Pteronotus mesoamericanus, 1454 nucleotides. RefSeq names its product CD68 molecule (gene CD68). The transcript has 6 exons. Gene Ontology annotation, cellular component: late endosome membrane; plasma membrane; lysosomal membrane. Lineage: Eukaryota; Metazoa; Chordata; Mammalia; Chiroptera; Mormoopidae. The record is from RefSeq and is a predicted model, not a curated record. Gene Ontology annotation, biological process: establishment of protein localization to organelle. Bases 126 to 1235 code for a protein of 369 amino acids.
AGUAGGGUUUUCUCAAAUACAGGAAGUCAGACUGAUUUCUCCCUUUUCUCAAAAGAAGGACGGUCAUAGGGUAGUUUGGGAGAGCAGCUGGUACAACCUAGAAGUCCGGGUGAGGCUGUUCAGCCAUGAAGCUUGCUGUGCUUUUCUUGGGGGCCUUCCUGGGGCUGCUAGCAGCCCAAGGAACAGGAAAUGACUGUCCUCAUAGGAAAUCUGCCACACUGCUGCCGUCCUUCACGGUGACACCCACAGCUACAGAAAGCACAAGCAGCCCUGGAACGACCAGCCACACAACUACCAAGAGCCACAGAACCACUACUAGAGGCACCAGCCAUGGACCCACAACAGCCACUCACAAUCCUGUCACCACGACAAGCCAUGGAAAUGCCACAGGCACCAGCCAUGGACCCACAACAGCCACUCACAAUCCUGUCACCACGACAAGCCAUGGAAAUGCCACAGGCACCAGCCAUGGACCCACAACAGCCACUCACAAUCCUGUCACCACGACAAGCCAUGGAAAUGCCACAGCCCAUCCAACAAGCAACAGCACUGCCACUAGCCCAGGACCCUCCAGCAGCGCUCCCCACCCAGGACCACCUCCACCUUCUCCAAGUCCUAGCCCAGGCUCCAAGGCAGCUGUAGGAGACUACAGUUGGACUAACGGUUCCCAGCCCUGUGCCCGUCUCCAAGCCCAGAUUCAGAUUCGAGUUCUGUACCCAACCCAAGAUGGAAAAGAGGCUUGGGGCAUCUCUGUACUGAACCCCAACAAAACCAAGGCCCAGGGGGGCUGUGAGGGUGCCCAUCCCCACUUGCUUCUCUCAUUCCCGUAUGGACAGCUCAGCUUUGGAUUCCAGCAGGAGCCACUGCAGAGCACUGUUUACCUGAACUAUAUGGAUGUGGAGUACAAUGUGUCCUUCCCGCAGGCAACAAAGUGGACGUUCUCAGUUCAGAAUUCAUCCCUUCAAGAACUCCAAGCCCCAUUGGGCCAGAGCUUCAGUUGCAGAAACGCAAGCAUCAUUCUUUCACCAGUUUUCCAUCUUGACCUGCUCUUCCUGAAGCUACAAGCUGCUCGCCUACCCCCUAAUGGGGACUUUGGGCCAAGUUUCUCUUGUCCUAGUGACCAGUCCAUCUCACUGCCUCUUAUCAUCGGCCUGAUCGCCCUCGGCCUCCUUGCCCUGGUGCUUGUUAUCUUCUGCAUCUUCCGGAGACGCCCACCCACCUACCAGCCCCUCUGAGCAUUUGUCGCAACACCCAGGGCACCAGGGGAUGCCGUCAUCUCUCACCACUCAACUGACUCAGUGACAAAGUUAUCUUCUUCACUCUCUGACUUGAGGAACAAAAGUAGAGAUAAUGCAAUUGGGAUAACUGAGGGGAGAUGUUUAUUAAAUGUGAAAUUCCUCUUCCCCCAUUCCUAGUGAGAGAAUAAUAAAAGCUACUCAAACUUUGUCUUUGGU